AUGGUGAAGAAAGAGGAGUUCUCGGACGAGUCCGUCAGAUCCAUCCAGUCGUUCUCGACACUGAGCUCAGACGACCCGAGCCGAAUGGACCAUGACACGCGGCACGUGGCGUGCGAUAUCGUGCUGGUGAUUGAUGUGUCUCUAAGCAUGGGAGGUGAUGCCCCGGCAGCAGUGACUGACGAAGAAGGCAACCACUCGAGAGAAAGCUUCGGCCUCUCCAUCCUCGACUUGACCAAGCACGCGGCUCGUACGAUCAUCGAAACGCUCAGCGAAGGAGACAGGCUGGGCAUUGUUACUUUCAGUGAUACAGCAAAGGUGGUGCCAAAACUGGUCCCGAUGACAGAUGCGAACAAGAUACUCGCGCGGUCGAAUAUCGACAAGAUGCGACCUGAGGACGUGACAAACCUUUGGCAAGGGGUGAACGAAGGCCUGGGGCUUUUUCAUGGCGCUGACACGGGCCGAGUACCAGCGUUGAUGGUCGUCACUGAUGGACAGCCCAACUACAUGUGUCCCGGGCAAGGCUAUCUACCAAAGAUCAGGUCCAUGGGCCCACUCCCGGCGACGAUUCAUACCUUCGGCUUCGGCUAUAGAAUUAGAUCGGGGCUGUUGAGUUCCUCGCAGAGAUCAGUGGCGGUAACUAUGCCUUCAUCCCUGACGCUGGCAUUAUUCCAUGAGACUGUGUUCAUCCAUGCCGUCGCUCAUUUGCAGACGACAUACGCCACCAAGUGCACCCUCGAAAUUUCACCCCCCGCCUCUAUGAGGCUGAGGACGACGACCGGCAAGAUCAUCAAGACCAUCAAGACCAUCAAGACCAUCAAGACCAUCGAGACCAUCAAGCUAGAGGAUGCUCCGGAAUACAUAGUCAUCGAGGACCAGAACCUGCUGAUUACUUCUUCCAUUCCGAAGGCAGUAGUAGCUUACCAUCAGAAUCGGUCAAUGCUCUGCAACUUUCUCCUAUCCCUCUUCUCGCAGAGGAAGGAUGGCGAGUAUGUCACGCAACCAUCUGCCGAUUUCGAAUCAAACAAGCAAGCUCUCCAGAAGCUGUUGGACAAGAUCCCGGCCAAGAACUACAAAGACCCGCACAACCAGUCUCUCAUGGAGGAUCUUAAUGGUGAUUCCCCGUGCGGACAGGUCAGCCCGGCUCUGUCGAGCAGGGAAUACCUCGAAAGCUUGUGGAAUGCUCAUGCGAAGCAGCUGUGUAAUUCCUUCAAGGAUUCCGGCCCGAAUAUGUACAAUGACAACCCAUUCUUCAUCAAAUGCAGAGGUCUCCUGGACAAAGCUUUCGACAAACUCCCACCGCCGGAGCCCUCAAAUAAGGUCACGGCAAGAGCUGACAGCUACCGAGGCGCUCACCAGCCGCCCCAAGAUAUGUCAUUGUACAACCAGCCCAACGGUAAAUGUUUCGCCGCUUCAAGCAACAUCGAGCUGGCAGACGGUCGCGAGAUACCGGUGUCCAAGGUUCGCGGAGACUUCGUCGUCCAGACGCCGUCGGGACACAGACGGGUCAUGGCGGUGCUGAAGACGAAGGUCAAAGGGAUCACCAUGUGCAAGAUUGGCGACCUCGUAGUCACCCCGUGGCAUCCCAUCAGAGCUGAGCAUGGAUGA
This is a messenger RNA of Anthostomella pinea, 1605 nucleotides long. Lineage: Eukaryota; Fungi; Ascomycota; Sordariomycetes; Xylariales; Xylariaceae. The record is from the annotation of a GenBank genome assembly.